This is a messenger RNA of Miscanthus lutarioriparius, 1590 nucleotides long. The record is from the annotation of a GenBank genome assembly. Lineage: Eukaryota; Viridiplantae; Streptophyta; Magnoliopsida; Poales; Poaceae.
AUGGAGAGGGAGUCGAGGUCAGGGGUGCUCUCGGAGACUGCGUCCUGCGCCGGCACGCCGAGGUCGGUUCAGUCGUCUUGCAGUCUCCAGCGUCGGUACUCUUCACGGAGCAUUCUGAAGCCACAAGAAGGCGCAUUGGACAUGUCACCACGGUUCUCCUACUGCAAGCCUGCCACACAUAGAGAUAAGAUGUUCAACAGAAGACAUUCUCUGAACAUGCCAGAGCAAUUGCCAGGCCAUUACUCCAGAAAAGCAUCAGAACGAACCCAAAAGGCUACCUCAAAGUCUGUUGCAGAUUUAGUUGGGGAGAUUGCAGCUCUCGAGCAGGAAGUCAUACGCAAGGAAUUGCAUCUGCUUUCCCUCUAUAGAAGAGCGUUUCAUCAAUAUGUAUCUGAAUCCUGCAGCUUCACAAGUGAGCAGGUGGAUCAAGAAAUUCUGAAAAACAUCGACGAGGGCGCACUCCGUUUGAGGGACAUAAAGCACUCUGCAGCGUUCAACUUGCCCACCGUCUCAAAUUCUGAGGUAUCAAAAUCAGGCGCAAGGCAUUCCAGCCUUGUUAACUUCUUGAGUGCUUCUAUUUCCGAAUAUGUGCCUAAGAUCUCAUGCAAAUUAUCGGAGGACAUCUUAGGCUGCAUUGCUGCUGUCUACUGCAAACUUUCAAGCACGGAACCGCAAGGCGCAGAAUGCAUGGCCUCACCAAGUCCUUCUGUUUCAUCUUCAAGUACUUUUUCUCCGAGGCGCGGUAAUGAUAGUUGGAGCCCUCGGUACAACUUUGAUAGCCCACGCCCGUGUGGACUUCAGAAAGAGAGUAGUGAACAAAACAUAGGCCUGAUUGUCAUUCCGAGGAUACGCAUUGAUGCUGACAAGUUUGAUUAUGCCUCAAAAAUGCUCGAGACUAUCAGAUCUCUGAUACAGCGCCUCCAAAAAGUUGACCCAAUGAAGAUGACACAUGAGGAGCAGCUCUGCUUUUGGAUUAAUAUCCACAAUGCUCUAGUCAUGCAUGCUUUUCUGGCCUACGGUCUACAUGACAAACGCACGAAGAGCACGGACAUUAUUCUGAAGGCUGCGUAUAAUGUUGGUGGCCAAUCAGUAAAUGCCCAGACUAUUCAGAACUCAAUUCUUGGAUGCCAAUCCCAUCGUCCAUCAUUGUGGGUCCGCGCGCUAUUCACACCGACGAAAAGAUCCAGUGCAGUGACGGCAAGGCACCCCUAUGCUCUUCACCAUCCAGAACCAGUUGCGCAUUUCGCCCUCUCCACCGGAGCAUUUUCAGACCCACCCGUCCGGUUAUACACGGCGAAGAAGAUACAGCAGCAGCUGGAGGCGGCGCGGACGGAGUUCAUCCAGGGCAGCGUGGUGGUGCGGAAGCAGGCGCUGCUGCUGCCCAAGGUGCUGCACUACUACGCCAGGGACGCCGCGCUGGAGCUGCGGCACCUGGUGGAGCUGGUGUGCGAGAGCAUGUCGGACGCGCAGCAGAAGCAGCUCCAGCAGCUGCAGCAGCACGGCCUCCGGCGGAGGGUCGACAAGUGCGUCCAGUGGAUGCCGUACAAGUCGUCCUUCAGAUACGUUGUACAUAGGGAUCUCGCUGACUAG